Messenger RNA from Microtus ochrogaster (prairie vole), 3048 nucleotides. RefSeq names its product vestigial like family member 3 (gene Vgll3). NCBI's taxonomy places the organism in Eukaryota, Metazoa, Chordata, Mammalia, Rodentia, Cricetidae. The record is from RefSeq and is a predicted model, not a curated record. Gene Ontology annotation, cellular component: nucleus. Gene Ontology annotation, biological process: regulation of DNA-templated transcription.
GGUGGCGGUGGCGCCCCUCGCGCCAGCGCGUAGAACCGCGGCGACUCCGGGGCCGCCGCUGGCCCCGCUGCCAUGAGUUGUGCGGAGGUGAUGUAUCACCCCCAGCCGUAUGGAGCGCCCCAGUAUCUGCCCAACCCCGUGGCAGCUGCAACCUGCCCCACAGCCUGCUAUCAUCCGGCGCCCCAACCUGGCCAGCAGAAGAAGUUAGCGGUAUACAGCAAGAUGCAGGACUCUCUGGAAGUCACGCUUCCCAGCAAACAAGAGGAGGAUGAGGAGGAGGAGGAUGAGGAUGAGGAGGAGGAGAAAGACCAGCCUGCCGAGAUGGAGUACCUUAACUCUCGCUGUGUCCUUUUCACUUAUUUCCAGGGAGACAUUGGGUCAGUAGUGGAUGAACACUUCUCAAGAGCUUUGGGCCAAGCCAGCACCUUGCAUCCAGAAUCUGCCAUUUCAAAAAGCAAGAUGGGGCUAACCCCCUUAUGGCGAGACAGCUCAGCUCUCUCAAGCCAGCGGAGUAAUUUCCCAACUUCCUUUUGGACCAGCUCUUACCAGCCCCCACCUGCACCCUGUUUGGGGGGAGUUCAUCCUGACUUCCAAGUCACUGCACCCCAUGGCACCUUUACAACAGCAGACCCCAACUCUUGGCCAGGACAUGGUCUGCAUCAGACUGGCCCUGCCCCUCCCCCUACUGCAUCCGAGUCCUGGCACUAUCCUCUGGCAUCUCAGGUGAGCCCGUCCUACAGCCACAUGCAUGACAUGUACAUGCGGCAUCACCAUCCUCACGCCCACAUGCACCACCGCCACCACCAUCACCACCACCACCCAGCUGCUGGUUCUGCCCUGGAUCCCGCCUAUGGGCCCCUGCUAAUGCCAUCAGUGCGUACUGCCAGGAUUCCUGCUCCCCAGUGUGACAUCACAAAGACAGAUCCGACUACAGUCACCACUGCUACCUCAGCAUGGGCCGGAGCCUUUCAUGGGACAGUGGACAUCAUGCCAAGUGUGGGCUUUGAUGCAGGUCUUCAGCAUCAGGACAAGAGCAAAGAAUCAGCUUGGUACUGAAUCAUGGUAUUAGCAAGUGAUAUUGCAACCUGAAUCCAAGGGCCACUGGGAAAAGAUGCCAUUGAGAUUUCCUCUCCAGCAAUGGGACACAGGAAAAGUGGAUGGAGAAGAGAACGGAUAAGGCCGUUGUCUUUAGAUCUGAACUGUUUCUGGAGAAAAGAGUGGGUCCUAAACAUUGAAGAGAAGCAUUUUGUCUGUUUUCCCUCAUCUGAGCCUUUGUCAGCUGUGCAACGUCUCAUUUUACGCGCUUGUACCAGAACCUGUGUUAGUUUUUGUUUCCUCUUUUUUUUCUGUUUGAACCAGCCACCUUGUCAGAAGAUGAGCCAACAGAUGAAAUGCUCAUUCCUUCAGGAAAACCAUCGUGUAGCUUUCUCUUCUAUUUUUGUAGAAAUACAGAAACUUUGAUUGAGCAUGGAGGGGAUAUCUUUGAGGGAUGUAUUUUUUUUUUUAAUAUUGUAACAAUUGUUGAGUUCUGUUUAAAGAACUUGCUCUCAGAAAAGCACUGGUCAAAACGUGUUGAAGUGCAGCUCUUUAAAGUGUCGGGGAUACUCUGUGUCUGUGCUUCCGAGGGUACCUCAAGGGUUUCAGCCUUUCUCAGCAGUGGCGCUAUCAUGACAAACUAGUGCAGCAUUGAAUUUAUACUGAAUCUCAGUGAAGAUGUAAUUCCAUUAUGGUUCCCUUAGUUUGCAGUUAUAUAAGUGCAGUUUAAAAAGGCAGUUUCUUUUAAAGGGACACAGAUUAUAGCAUAUUUUAUUACUUUUAUUUCUCCCAAAAGAUUUCUUGGAGGUUGACUAACAAGAUAGUUUAGCUUAAUGAACAAAAAGUCAUCUCUCUAUAGUCCAUCCAAUCUUUAUAAUUGGGAAAAGAGCUUAUGCACACCUUUGUUCAAUACAGGAAAAACAAUGCAUUUAGCCAUGAUAGCUGUGUAUACCAGUGACUAUCUUUCCUAAUUUCUAACCAUUCAUUUAUGGCAGUUUUGAAAGUCAUACUUUGAAGAAAUUUAUUUCCUGUAGUGAAUUCAAAUGAGUAGCUUCAGGAAAGGAGGAAGGCACAUGACAAAGCACUGACUGUUCCUCUCCAUUGUAAACUGACAAGUAAUGUAUUCUAUAUGUAAUGAUUUAAUUGAAGCAUGUUGCAAGAUUUUAAUUUUCUUUUAAGUGCAAUUAGUUUUGAAAAAUUGCAGAAAAAUCAGAGCGGCAAUGAAUUUAAUUUUAUACUUCAAUUAAUUGCAAAAACUGAGUUAAAAAUUGAAAGUUUGAGAAAUGAAACUCACAUGGGCCACACAUAAAAAAAAGUGAAGUGUUGGGAUUAUUAACCUAGAGAGAAGAUUAAGCCAAUAUUAUGAUUAUGAAGGUAGCGGUGACUGGCAAAUCAAAGACACAGUCUCUUGUUCCUUUCAGUUGCUCCCAGCCAAUGGUUAUAUAGGAACUGAGUGUGGUACAUAUGUUUGUAUUUGAUAAUUUUCUCAUUUCUUUCAACCCACACAAAACAGUAUGUUGAAAAAUGUGCUACUUUCUGUUUUUAAUUGUGUACAUCGUGGGUGUGAAUACUUUACACAUUAACGACACAACUCCUUUCCUAACAUUUUCCUUGCCUGUAUCAUAGGCAUUACUUUCUCCUCCUUCUGUAUUUGCAUUCUAAUCCCAUAUCAUUGCUUGUAUCUACAGACUGCACCAUUUCUUCAUCUUGGUUUUCUUUAACACAGUCUUCACAUUCCCCCACCCUCCAUGGAGUCUAGACUUAUAGUAGCUUCCACUUGCUGAUAUAUAAUUUAAAUAUCCAGACAGUGGCCUCAUUAAAUUCUGUUCCUUUUUGUCUGGACAUUGAUUUAAAAAAAAAGAUUUUAUUUUUUACAUGCACAGACAUGUGGACCACAGAGUUGAAUGAAUCUGUCAAAUUCAUUUUGGCUUGAGUCCUCCUGAGUUUUGAGACCCAAGCUCUCAACAUCACGCAGGUGGGAGAUUCAUUGGCUGUUGUGUCAUCUUGUCUAGG